CUCACUUUAAAACCACACUCACACACAUGAACACCCACCCAUUCAGACAUCUCACCAGAACCUCCGUUUAAACAAUAGAAUCCCAUUGACGGCCGCGUGCCGUUGCAUUUGGACGAUAGUUUUCUCUAUUUCUCCACUUUUCCCACAGCCUUUAAUUGAUGAUUGUGAGAGAUGAAUGUGAUUGCAAAUAGCAACAGGGACGAACAUACUGCACACAGGAACGAAUCACACACGCGUGAACGGAGAGGGACGAACCCUCGGCCGCCUGCCUUAUCGCUCCCUUUUAUGCUGGUGGACAGCAAAAGGUCGAGACUAGCGAACGCACGGCGAUGCUGUCGUAGGAUAACAAGAUUGUCAAAACCUGUACAUUUGUAAUGAUCGGCUCUCUGUAAGAGUAGGAUGUAUUUUGAAGCGGUAAAGCAGUGGGCCAAGCGAAUCGCUAGCGUAAGAGAAGAGCUACCGGGUGAACGUUUGUUUCUUCCGUUGUCCUUAGAAUUUACCGCUUCAGAAUAUGCUUGCUCCUGCCCGAUUGCAUCGGGUCCGCACAGUUUGUAAAGUAGUUUGUAAGCUAUGGAGCUAUUUCUCCCUGCUGGCUGGAUUACCUGGAUCGUGUGCGGACUUUGAGACCCUCUAGAGGACCAUAGCGUAACGUGUGUUAUCAUCAUUCAUCAUUAUCAUCCUUCCCAACGCUUCUAUCGCCAACCACUGUCCGACUGUACCGUUUGUAUGACUCACUUUUGGGUGACUAGUUUUAGCUGUUCGGCUCACAACCCGAUAAGGAAAACCUCCCCCUUUACAUCUUUACCAACACACUUCUUUCCUUUAUGGGUCUUCGGUCGCCCGGUUUACGAUUCCGGUGUUCCUAGUGGCUCAAAGAUCGCACAAGCGUCCGUCCGCACCUCUCCAACACAGGACACAGGGCGUCUGUUCAGAAGUGAGGCCUAAAUUGGUCAUCCGUUACGUCCGACCGAUCUCCAAUACUACAAUACAUCGUGUUCUGCUUUGCAUUAAGAGUCGGAUUAAAGAAAGUCUCAAAUACAGGACAAGCUCAAAACGAUCGAAAACGUUAUCGACAUGCUGGACUGUAUCAUAACAAAAGACAGGACACCGUCACCACCGCCUGGCAUGCUGUUACCCGGCACAAUUCCACCGUUACUUACCAUUCCGGACGCAACAUCACCCACUGCUGGCAUCCGCGAAAGUGAUGGUGGCGAUGCAAACCGUCGCACAUACCGCAACCCAUCACGUUCACCACGUGCGGAUGGUGCUGGUAAAACGCUUGAUGGUGCGAGGUCGGAGUCACUAUCUCCGGAACGACUUAAGAAUGAAGUUCUGGAGAGUAUGCGCGGAAAACGCAAACCUUCAGAUCAGAAGCCAGCUGAUCACGCCGAAGUCAAAACAAAAAAAUCCCCCUACAACUACGUGCAUUAUGAUUCUGAACUGCACUGGUGCUCUGGUUGCAACGUGUUCCCGAAAACAGCGCGAGAAUAUCUGGCGCAUUUGCACUCGGAACAGCACCAAAGCCGGACGAUCAUUGACGAAGGCUCGACCGAAGAGCAAAAGCUGAAGAUAGCACCAUGGCGCGCACAGCUGGACACGAACGAUAAUAUGCUUAAUGCAGAUGCGCCGACCAAAAGGGUACCGAUACGUGGUUUAGAAUUUUUCAUUCCAGCUACGGCAUGGUUCUGCAAGCUGUGCAACUAUUGGAUGGGAGAUCUUCACUGUGCAUCUUGGCAUUUAAAAUCGCAAAACCAUGCUGAUGCGUAUGGUAAAUAUAUCAACGGUCAUAAAAACUACGAGAUGAACUGGAUGGCGGAUCGACAAACAGCAUUUGAAGAGCACGGAGAAGCAAAUCAAGGAGGUGAUGGAGAUAUUCCUGCUCCACCGCCACCACCCACAGCGGAAGAGCUUCGGCUUGCUGCUUCUGGUACACAAACGAACAAACUGCUCGAUGGUUCCUCAUCUUUCCACAUUCUACCAAAAAGCUCCAACCAAGAUCAUAAUGCACCCUCCCUGGCGGUCGACAGCAACCGGCCAUCCGUGGCCAAGGUUGAGCAGCAAGGUUCGACGUCAAGCACUUCUAAAAAGGCUAAGAAGAAGAAGUCUCGUAAGGAAGACCGUAAGGAAAAGAAGAAAAAGAAACGAACAAAGAAAAGGAAACGUGCAGCUGCUUCGUCCAGUUCCUCUUCGUCGUCGAGCAGCAGUUCGGAUUCGUCCGAUUCGGACUCCGAGUCAGGUUCCGAUAAAGGCAGCAAGGGAAGUACAAAGGAAGAAAAUCCAAUCCAUGCAGCCAUGCGCAAUAUUUUGAACUCGAAAGAGAUGAAUGCUAGAGAGGUAGCGGCCGCCGUUGCUGCAGUUGCUGCCGCAGCGUCUAAACCUAAUGCUAACGAUGACGGUACGGCGGGGCUUGGUAGUGGAGCAAAAGGAGACCAAAAUUUAGGCAAGUGGACCGUUGUGCAUCCGGCACAGGAAAGAAAACUGGCCUCAUCCAAAGGAUUAUCCUCUGCCUCAUCGGCACCUCCGCCACCUGCAUCGAAUUUUCCACAAGUAGCUCCCAACUCCUCUAGCUUGGAGGUGGAAGAUAAAAAGCGCAGUGGACGCGACGAGGAACGAGAAAGAGACCGCGACCGGGAUCGGGAUCGUGACAGAGAUAAGCGAAGCGUUGACCGUCGCGAUCGCUGGGAUCGACGAGAUACGAGUCCAGACCGUUACGGUGGACGUGAUCGCGACCGGGGUAGAAGAUACGAUUACCGCGAUUAUCGUGAUCGCCGCGAUCGACGACGUAGCCGUUCGAGGGGGCGUAGAAGCCGCAGCGGAAGCGGCGCGGGACGUCGAUUCCGUCGACGAUCGUACUCUCGCUCGCGUACACCGCGUUCUCGAUCGCGUAGCUGGUCCCGAUCAAGCCGUGGAAGCCAUCGAGUGAUCGAAAAACCUGUUGUAAAUUUUCCUCCGCAACCGAAACCGGUUAAAAUGGACAAAAAGAGUUCGAAAGCCCAAGGCAAGACAGUUGGCCGUUCCGAUGACGGGGGUUCGUCUAGCAAGAAGAUCAAAUCUUCGUCUAGCGGUUCUAUUAAAGAAAACAUUGGUGAGAAAGGAACGUUACAGAAGAAGCUUCCCUUUAUUGGUCGCAUGCCUGUAUUUAAAAAGCAGCAAGCGGAAAAUGCUAAAAAGGAAGAAGCGGCAGCGGCAGCAGCUGCAGCAGCACCAAACGCCGAAGAGAGCAGUGAUGCUGUUGUGGAGCAACAAGGUGAAUUGGCUACUUCAAACGUUAACGAUUCAACUAGUGCCCCUAUGGUCGCUGCAGGCGAUGGGAAUGAAACAACCGCGACAGCUAUGAUGAUGAUGCCGGUUCAAGAAGGUGUAUACGACUCCCAAAUAGCACAAGGAACGGAUGCUUACCAGUACGCGGAACUUCAAAUGGGAGAAACAGUAACACCCCAAGACAUGGAUGUAGCCAGUGUGGAAGAGCAGAUGGGAGAAGAUAAUGUGGUGAGUCAGGAGGAGAUCAUUUCCGAGCCACCUCUUGAAAACACCGAACAAGAUCCCGACGCAUACGUCACAGCAGAUGGGCAAGUUCCACUACCGAAAGAUUUUCAGGAAGCACUCGACAUCAUUUACGAUGGUGGCGAUAAGCCGAAGCGCGCGGAUGUGAUUGCGAAGGAAGCAGCCGCAGCAGCUGCAGCAGCAGCAGCCGCCGCCAAACCACCAGAAAUAGUGCCUAAUCCGCACGAGCAAGGAUCUAUGAUGCCGGGUAUGGGCGUACCCAUGAUGAUGGACCAUGAUCAACCGCACAUGAUUGUCCCGGAAGCGAUCGAUAUGUAUAACCAGCAGUACGCACUCGAAUAUGGUAUGCAUUCGGCAGCGUACAUGGCAGCAACUGGUGCCAUGAUGACCAUGGGUCAUGGGGUUGUACCGGCGGAGAUGCAUUAUGUGGAAGAUGAGUCGCAGAAUCAACCGUUAGACAAUAUGAUGUACGGUACAAUGCAUUCCGCCACGGACGCGGCGGCAAUAAUGCACCACCACCAGCAAAUGGUGGCUGCAGGUGCGCUUGAUCCGAAUGCUGCAGCCUAUGCCAUGGCAAUGGUUUCCGGUGGUGGAUAUACGCCAGAAAUGAUGGCCAUGCACCAUCAGGCAGCUGUGGGAGUUACAGAUGGUAAUAUAAUGAUGGAGAGACAGCCGGCUUCAGCAAAUGAAGCAUAUCCAUCUGAAAGUACAACGGUAGAUACAGAGGCGGGAGCAAACAGGCAAAGAGCAGAAAGCUUUGUUGCAGACAAUUCCGAGGAAAAAAUGGCAAAAUCAUUGGAAAGGCAAGAUACCGCGACAGAAGACAAUAGUGGCAUCGAAGCUUCAGAUAUGCAUAGCAGUGAGGCUGAAGAAACCGUUGAAGCGGAGCAAGUAGUAGACGAACACGUUUCCAAUCCGGAACACGAGCAGAAAAUUGCAAAUGAAGAGUCAAUAGAGGGGCAAAAGGCUGUAAAAGAAGUCUCUUCCUACCCGGAACACGAGCAGAAUGUUGUGCCCGAGACGUCAGAAGAGGCAGAACCGGAGCAAGCAGUAGAUGAAACCUUCUCUUAUUCAGAACACGAGCAACCUAUUGUAAACGAAGCAUCACAAGAUGCAGAAUCAGAGCAAGCUGUAGAAGAAAGCUACUCCUACACGGAACACGAGCUGCAUGGUGGUGUCGACGAAGCAUCCGAAGAGGCAGAAGCUGAGCAAAUAGUGGAGGAAGUCUACUCCUACACGGAACACGAGCAGCAUAUUGCAGAAGACGUACCAGUGUCGGAUAAUGACGAAGAUGAGGCAUCUAUGGGAGCACACUACGUUGAAGACUCGAUGCAAUCGAAUGAAAACCAAGAUCAGCCUGGAUCGGUUGAAAAUUGCGAAGAAGAGGUAGUGUCGUCAAACGAAGCCUACGGGCAGGAAGCUACAUCAGAAGAAGACGAUGUCGAGCAGGUGCUGCCCUCAGGGGAAUAUUACGAACAAUCCGAACAAAUGCAGUCAACCCAAUCUAUACUGGAUAGCAUGAUGGCCGCUGCUAUGUGCAACUACAUUGAGGAAGAAGUUGCCGAGGAACAUUCGCAAGAUUCUUAAUAAUGCAUUCUAGAAAAGGCAAUGUAUUUGGUUGCGUCAUAAGAAGAAACCCAGAUGGACCAUAAUAAAUAGAACUAGCAUAUGCUUUAUGGUGUCACGACCAGCGAGAUAGACUCUGCCAUAUAUUGGUUUGCCAGAUAGGCCAAAUAGUCAGGUCUUACCAAGCGGUAGUUUAUCCAGAACAGAACACACAACCCGCGAAAUGUGGGCCACGUGUUAACAAACUUAUUACAUCAAAUAAUGAUCUACGUUUUAAAUAUAUCUGGUCAGAUAAUUUUAAUUUCGAUAUUUUGCAUUCAUUUUUAUUUUUUUCUGUUAUUGUGAACGGUGUACGGUGGAAGUAAAUAUUGAAUGAAAAUAAAAUUAUGGUUAACAUCGUGA
Molecule: messenger RNA, 5472 nt
Organism: Anopheles moucheti
Lineage: Eukaryota; Metazoa; Arthropoda; Insecta; Diptera; Culicidae
Product: zinc finger matrin-type protein CG9776-like
Exons: 5
Coding region: 1075-5091 (1338 amino acids)
Biological process (GO): positive regulation of DNA-templated transcription; negative regulation of DNA-templated transcription
Cellular component (GO): nucleoplasm
Molecular function (GO): nucleic acid binding; zinc ion binding
Source: RefSeq, a predicted model, not a curated record